Propithecus coquereli (Coquerel's sifaka) is the source of this 880-nucleotide messenger RNA. It is a transcript of the gene UCHL1, whose product is annotated as ubiquitin carboxyl-terminal esterase L1 (ubiquitin thiolesterase). Gene Ontology annotation, molecular function: cysteine-type deubiquitinase activity. Lineage: Eukaryota; Metazoa; Chordata; Mammalia; Primates; Indriidae. The coding region runs from base 15 to 686 and encodes 223 amino acids. Gene Ontology annotation, cellular component: cytoplasm. The transcript is spliced from 9 exons. The record is from RefSeq and is a predicted model, not a curated record. Gene Ontology annotation, biological process: ubiquitin-dependent protein catabolic process; protein deubiquitination.
GUCGGCCCGCCAGGAUGCAGCUCAAGCCGAUGGAGAUCAACCCCGAGAUGCUGAACAAAGUGCUGGCCCGGCUGGGGGUCGCCGGGCAGUGGCGCUUCGCGGACGUGCUGGGGCUGGAGGAGGAGACGCUGGGCUCGGUGCCCGCGCCCGCCUGCGCGCUGCUGCUGCUGUUCCCCCUCACCGCGCAGCAUGAGAACUUCAGGAAAAGACAAAUCGAAGAGCUGAAGGGACAAGAAGUCAGUCCUAAAGUGUACUUCAUGAAGCAGACCAUCGGGAACUCCUGCGGCACAGUCGGGCUCAUUCAUGCCGUGGCCAACAAUCAAGACAAACUGGACUUCGAGGAUGGAUCAGUCCUGAAACAGUUUCUUUCUGAGACAGAGAAGAUGUCUCCUGAAGACAGAGCAAAAUGCUUUGAAAAGAAUGAGGCCAUACAGGCAGCCCACGAUGCCGUGGCACAGGAAGGCCAAUGUCGGGUAGAUGACAAAGUGAACUUUCAUUUUAUUCUGUUUAACAACGUGGAUGGCCAUCUCUACGAACUUGAUGGACGGAUGCCUUUUCCGUUGAACCACGGCGCCAGUUCAGAGGACCACCUGCUGCAGGACGCCGCCAAGGUCUGCAGAGAAUUCACCGAGCGUGAGCAGGGGGAGGUCCGCUUCUCUGCCGUGGCUCUCUGCAAGGCAGCCUAGUGCCCCGCGGGAGGGGCUCGCCCUCUUCCCCUCCUCCCUUCCACGUGAAAAUAUACACCUCCCCAAGCAGUCUAGAACGCUCCAGCGUUUGUGAAACACAGCUGUCCCCCGCCCGAUCCGCACACGAGCCCUCCCCCCAGCCACGCCCAAGCACACGCCGUCCAUCAAGCCCAGCUGGGUGUGAGCUUCAGAUG